AUGCUUGGCAUCGAUCCCCAGAUCAUCUGCCAUCACCUGCACGUCAACCCAGCUAUCAAGCCUAUAGCGCAGAAGAGACGCAACUUCGCCCCUGAGCGGGUUGCCAUCAUUGAAAUCGAGAUCAACAAGCUUCUAGCUGCCGGUUUUAUUGAAGAGGUCUCUUACGCAGAAUGGCUGGCGAACGUUGUUGUAGUAGCAAAGAAAGAUAAAGGCCUGUGGAGAGUAUGCGUCGAUUACACCGACCUCAACAAGACAUGCCCUAAAGAUAACUUUCCACUACCAAGAAUUGAUCAGCUCGUCGAUUCAACUUCCGGCAAUCAACUGCUAAGCUUCAUGGACGUCUACUCCGGUUACAACCAAAUCAUGAUGCAUGAAGAUGAUAAGGCAAAAACCUCAUUCAUCAUCGAAAGAGGUACAUACUGCUACAAACUCAUGCCUUUUGGGCUAAAGAACGCCGGGGCAACCUACCAAAGACUGGUGAACAAAAUUUUCAAGGAGCAAAUCGGCAAGACUAUAGAGGUCUACGUAGACGACAUGCUAGUCAAAGCUCCCAAACGAGCAGACCACAUCAAGAAUCUUGCCGAGGCGUUCAGCCUACUUCGAAAAUACAACAUGAAGUUGAACCCGAGCAAAUGCACAUUUGGAGUCUCGUCCGGCCGAUUCCUUGGAUACUUAGUCACCUAA
Messenger RNA from Prunus armeniaca (apricot), 684 nucleotides. The record is from the annotation of a GenBank genome assembly. Lineage: Eukaryota; Viridiplantae; Streptophyta; Magnoliopsida; Rosales; Rosaceae.